Molecule: messenger RNA, 2428 nt
Organism: Zootermopsis nevadensis
Lineage: Eukaryota; Metazoa; Arthropoda; Insecta; Blattodea; Termopsidae
Source: RefSeq, a predicted model, not a curated record
AUGGCGAAAGGAGGUCCGCCUGGUCCACCAGGAAAACGAGGGAAAAAGGGGAAAAAGGGAGAUGCUGGGGAACCAGGAACCGUGGGUCCCAUUGGUCCACCGGGGAAGAACGGUUUUCCGGGACUGAAGGGUCAUAAAGGCGACAGAGGGAUUAUGGGACUGGGUGGACUCCGGGGCUACCCGGGCUUUCCGGGGCCGAUUGGGCUGGAUGGUCCAAAAGGAGAUCCAGGUAGACCAGGUGAUAAGGGACAGAAAGGUGAACUGGGAAGUCCUGGGUUUGACGUCUUCUCAGCAGUCAAGGGAUUAAAACGCUCAGUGACCACUCUAAGAGGUGGCACGUUAGGCUAUGCUGAAAUAGUUGCUGUCAAGGGUCUCCAAGAGCACGGGCAUAACAUAUCAGUUCAACAAAUAAUUACUCUCAAAGGUGAACCUGGUGAACCUGGACCUCCUGGUCCACCAGGACCUCUCGGUCCUGAAGGUCUUCCUGGACAUGAUGGGAGGCAAGGGAUACCUGGAGAACCAGGCCCACCUGGUGAAAGAGGGUCUCAGGGACCCACGGGACCUAUCGGACCUGCCGGAGCUCCCGGCACGGCCGGACCUAAGGGAGCAAAGGGAGAUUAUGGGGUGAUGGGACCACCAGGAUUUCCAGGGCUUCCUGGACAACUUGGAUUGCCUGGAAUUCCUGGAAGAAAUGGAUCCAGAGGAUAUACAGGGGAGCUGGGUAUGCCUGGCCGGCCUGGUGAUAAGGGUGAUAAGGGAGAACGAGGCCUCACAACAACACUAAAUGGUGAUCAGUUUCCAACAGGAAUCAUUGAAGGACCUCCAGGUCCCCCUGGACCACCUGGACCAGAAGGGAGCACAGGUCGAAAAGGUCUGUCUGGCGAAGCAGUAGAGCGAGGUUUGCCGGGGCUUCCGGGCCCCAAAGGGGAGAUCGGGGACCCGGGGCCUAAGGGUGAAAAGGGAGAGAAGGGUGACUUGGGAGUUUCAGGAACAAAGGGUGAUCCUGGACCACGAGGACCACCUGGAGAAGAUGGUCAAAAUGGGCAAGGAGGCCCACAGGGCCCCCCUGGAAUGCCAGGCCAAGCUGGACCUAAAGGAGAGAAAGGGGACUAUGGAGACAUUGGGCCUCCAGGACUGAUGGGUCCUCCUGGGUUACCUGGUCCUCCUGGUUAUCCUGGGCAGAAAGGUGAGAAGGGGGAAAAGGGAGAAUCGAAAUACAAAAAACUCAGGAGGCGACAGGGAGAUGGAACCUUUGAAGGAAGUGGAAGUGAAUUUGUAGUUGGUCCACCUGGGCCACCUGGGGUACCAGGCACGGCUGGUCUGCAAGGACCCCCUGGAAUUAAAGGUGACAGAGGCAUGGAUGGAACCAAAGGCGAACCUGGAGAAAAGGGAGCAAAAGGUGACCCAGGGCCAAUGGGAUUACCCGGCCCAAUGGGUCUCCGAGGUGAACCAGGUCGACCUGGGGAGAUGGGAAAAUCUGGGGCCAUGGGGCCAUCUGGUCUUGAUGGAAUGAAGGGAACUGAUGGAAUUCCUGGUACAGAGGGACCGAAAGGUGAAAAAGGAGCGAAAGGAGAAGCUGGUCCUACUGGCAGACGAGGAAGGAAGGGUGACAAGGGAGACAAAGGGGAUCAGGGAGUACCUGGACUUGAUGCACCAUGUCCUCUUGGGCCUGAUGGCUUACCACUACCAGGCUGUGGUUGGAGACCGCCAAAGGAAUACUCUCCCACACUUACGACAAUGUCAACCCCAUCUCAGUACCUACCUGCAACCCUUGAACCCCCAGCAGAGGCUGAUUAUGAUGAAGGGGAGGAGGAGUAUGAUGAGUACACAGACCCAAAUAACUUCCAAGCAACCAGCUCCGCGGGGAAAAAAUAAAACCCACCACAACUAACCAAACCCACUAACUGGCUCAAGUCAUGCUUUUAGUCUCUAAUUAAAGAAGAGUGGCUACACGGGAACCAGAAGUAACCUCCUCGAUGUGUACAAAUAGUCUGUAACUGAAGCCGUGUUAAAAUCAAGUGUGUACAUACUGUACUUAUGACAACUCAGUGUAUAGAAACAGGAAACUACAAUGCUUUUGUAAAUUUGGAACUGAAAAUAUAAACUAUGUGCUUACAGGGUAACAGAGCCUUGUGGGUAGUAAUGUGUGGGUAUCAAGAGAUAAGAGAUCGGAAGGUGAUAACAAUUUGGGAACUCAUAAAGUGAAGGGGGUAAGGUAAUAUUAUUCCUCAUGAAUGGAUGCUCAUAAAAUAGAAAUCAAAGUUAUUUAUGCUAUCCAAGCAGUAGAUUGGAAAAAUAUGUAUGUAUAAAGAACUCGGUGGAAUAUCUGUACGCGGUAAUGAAUGGUACAACAAACUGUAAAUGUAUGUGUUCGAAGUUACGUUAACAGUGAAUAAAAUCAACGCCGUGGUAACCUUCACAAGCAAAA